AUGGCCCUGAACCCCAGCGCUGUGGGGAAAAGGGACUCAGAAUGCGCUAAGAUGGACGAUCCUCAGCCGGAUGGUGGCGAACCCCCGAAGAAUUCAUCCGCCACCUCGGCCACAGCCAACCAAAAUGGCGAUCAGCCUGGAUGUGGAGACGGUGUAAUGCCCGAACAAGAAGCCCCUGAGCGGCGGAGGAGCGUGCAGGCAGACGCCCGGAGCUUUAGCAGUUCUCCCUUGCCGGGCCAGAGACUGAAUGAGGAGCUGCCACGGAAAAAUUUUCAAAUUCCGAGGAAGAUACGAGAACGGAAAGGUGGUGCCAUAUCCCUGCAGUUUUCAACAGAGCCUGUCCUGUCUUUCAUACGUUAAUUCUCCUGUGCAUGUUGCUAGCGUGCUAGCUAGCCAACUUGCUGUUCCCGUCAGUUUAACGAGUUUAAAACUGUGUUCACCGACGGUUCGGAUUCAAGUUAAAUCAUUGUAACGCGGUGGAAGUACAUGAGCAGUCUUUCGUGCUACGGUGUGAGUUGUUUUAGCAGACAUAGCUGUAGUAGUAAUGCCCAGGUAUCCAAGUAAUAGUUGCUGUGAAGGCGCCUAAAAGCAGCACUGUGAGGGUCAUCGUGUGAAAGCCCACUCUUGGUUUGUCUCUUGAGUCCUUCUUUUAACGCGGGUAGCUUUAUUGUCUUGACAGGAGUGUGUUGCAGCCACCACCUGACGCGAUUUGUUUCUCAUUGACCUCAGUGAAGGACAUGGAUGUACCCAACUCACUUGUCUGAAAUGUUCUCACUAUAGUGAAGUCCAAGCAAGGCUGCCCACUUCUUGUCUCAGUGUGUGGUACCCCAGAGCAUCCCUUGUCCACCUCACCCCAAUACAUCUCAGAGCAGGAUACUCCCCGACUCAGCCCCUCCUCAUGUAUUCACAAGGCAAUGAUACCUUCAGCACAGUGGCACACAGAUAGUAGUUUCAACAAACCUUGUUAAGUUAUAUCAAGUUUUUGUAUGUAUGCAAAAUGAGCUCAAGCUGCUUGACUUUAAUCCUUAGCAUCUGAUAAACAGCCCCAGGAGAUCAAUGUUUCCCCUCAGCAGGUUGCACAUGUCGCCUUUAAGUUGUCUUUCUGCCCAAAGAAGUGUGAGACAAACUUGGCUGUGUGUGCACUUUAUUGGCCUUUCUCCAGUGUUCACGCUUUGACCUCCCGAGGGAUGUUUACUACUUUGUUACCCCUCAGCUUAAUGCUAAUCAAGCUCCAUCUGGGUUGUCUGUAGUCAGCUAGCGGUGGUUUCACUUCUUUGAAUGUUUGUAGAUUGACAAAACAAACCUUAUGUAGCUAAAGACAGAUAGAAGGUUCAGUCCCCUGUACAGUGCUUUUGGUCUGCGUUUUAACAACCGUAAUACAUUUUAAAACACAUUUCACUUCUUAAACACGGGGAAUAAUUUGAUGCUGCUGGUUUACUGCCACCCCACAGACCUGGACUAAACAUACACAAAGAACUGUUGCCUGAAAGCACCACUUUAUUCCUUACCCAACGUCUUGUAAGACAGAACAUGUGACUUUGUUAUUGAGCUCAAGUGUAAACACUGGAUGGUGUGCUGCUCUUUAUAUCUUCCUCUGCACCAGGUGCUACAUGCUAAACUCCUAUUUCCCUCUGUGUAUGCAGGCUUGUACCACUAUCUGCCCCCUGACAGCCGGGAGUUUGAGGAUCUUGUGAAGCUUGUUUCUACUUUUUACCUGGACGCAUCAUCUCGGGGGUCUUUCUCUUACUGCAAAGCCAGGCUUAUACACAAUGAGCUGCUGGAGAAGGAGGUUUGUUAUCGUCACUUUGUAGCCUACACAGGUCUCAUUGUUGAAUAUUUUUAUACUUUGCCACGGAGGUACGAGUUUUAUCAAGUUCAGACUGCUGUGUCUAAGUUUCUGUCUACCAUCCUUAUCUUCUAGUUCAUUGAGAAGCGGAGAGAGAUGAAGCAAGAGGGGCGGACAGAGCAAGAACUGACUGAGUCCUACUGCUUCCUUUAUCCAGACAAAUCAAAGGUAUAGAUGAUGAACGAGUUAUUAGCGUUAUAUUCUCUCUUUAUUUGUUUGUUUACAUCUUUCUGACCCGCCUUUGUUUUUGUGUGUGUAUAUAGCUCAUGUUGAUCUGUGAGAAGGGACUGAUGGUUGGACACUCCAGGAUCACAACACUAGGGAAUCCAUCAGUCGGUAAGAUCCUGUCCAGCAUGUUGCUAGGCACUUGCAGAAUAAUUAGUUCUAAGUGUCGCAGGAUGCUGCUCUUCUAACUAACUUUUUUUGUCUUUUCAGGUGUUUAUCUCUCCAAAUACUCAGAUCUGUUACAAAUCAAUCCUUUGGAUGUGGGCGCUGUUGGAGACAUCAUUGUUUUUAAAGUUAUGCGGGUGAGGCUACCAUUCUACUCCCAAAUUCUGAUGUUCACAGAAUUUUCAUCCCUCCUGGACUCAAAUCUCACUCGUCUGUUUUUUGUCUUUCAGGGUCGAAUCAAGCACAUCCAUGAGAACAUGCCUAAGAACGCUAUCGAGCCUACACCCAAGUCUGACUGUCACCUGGCCAGAAGUGCCAACAGGGUUACGUCUUUGCUUUCUUACAGAGCUUUUGAGCUCACACAGGUAAACACCGGCUGUUCAAUCAUGUAUAAACAUAAACCUGUUUUCUCAUAUCAAAGCGACACGACACGCUCUUAUAUUUCUUUGAGUUUAUCUGCGAGUUUUAAUGUGCGGUUCUCGCUGUCUUUCAGCAAUAUUUUUUCGAGUUCGCAUUUGAAGAGAUCAAGGCACGGCCUCGACACGUCUGCCCCUACGCUGUGGUUUCCUUUCAGUACAAAGGCAAGGAAGCGGCGGUGGCUCCUAUGACUGCACACAGGUACACAUAUUCCUGCAGGAAAUGUUGAAAAUCAGCGAGUGUCUUUGUUUCGGUUUGAUGCUGGCACCUUCAAAGUUUUCAGUUUUUGUUAACAAGACUUGUAUCUCUCUCCUUGACAGAUUCAACACUAUUUCCACUGAAGGGAGUAAAGGUAAAAUACUUUUCUGUUGUGUAUUUGAGGAGGAGGAGGAGGACACAUAAGUCUGCCUUGUGUUUUGAAUUAGUUUUACUCACUGUUACGACUUUGUUUAACUAAUUACAGACUUGCGUGUAAUGUUUCAUAAUACUCAUUAGGCACAUAUUAGAGAAGAGUAUCUCAUGAUCUGCUUCUCCUAAAUUGUCUCAUUUUGCAAAAGUUAUGCAUUUGACAAGUUUCAGGAACAUGUAAUCAGCUCUGAGAACUUAAGAGCCUGUUUUUUCUUUGUAUCAUGUUGACGUUUGCAGUUGGUCUUCUUGCAGGAAAAAGCUGCUACACUGUGUGGAACGGUCCGCUUCUAAACAAGGGCCAGGAGUUAUUCCCCAUCUCUUUACGAUCUUCCUCGCGCCCCUACCUUCCUUUCAAACUGUAAGUUAACAUACAGUCUCCUGUAAAAUUCUGCAAAUCUGCUGAAAUAAUUUCAUUGAUAGACGACUUAGCUUAAGAAAUAUUUAUUUAGUGAAGUUAGGACAUGUCUGGAAGGAGUUAGAAAAAAAAACCAGAAUGUUCUAGCAGUAAAUUUCAGUUGAUAUAGUUUCAAACCCUCCUUAAUAAAUCAUCCAUAUAUCCCCCUGCAGACCUGAGAAGCUGGAAAUGAAUCGAGGCAUGCAGCUGGAUCAGGUAAAGCGAAAGAUUCACCCUGUGCUUUUCUCUUGGGACACCUACAGCGCAUCACGGGAAGGUCAGUCCAAGACUCAUAUGUCUAUCUCAUAAUUAAAUAAUAGAAGAAUGUCCUGAGGAUGUUGAAUAUAAUGCAUUUUAAAUCAAAUCGUAAAUAUAAAUGCAUACCCUGCUUUGCAAGACGCUAUCUCACGUAAUUUCAAACAGAACAAUUGCAAUAUUUUCGAAGUACAAGUGAGCUUAGAGGGAAAAAUAAAAAUUGACUCCAGAGAUGGGUCAUGGGUCAGCUUUCCAACUCGCUUUCCUUUCUAUUGUGCGCAGUGAUGAAGUGUGGGAUGUCCUGCAGCCUGUUUGAGGUGGUGGAUGGGAAGGGCAAAGCAACCAGCGGCAGCUUGGCAGCGCUGGUCCACAAACUGGAGAGGGACAGGAUGGUGAGUCACUGGAGCUGUUACCUACCAGGUUCUAUACAAACAAUCCCAUGAAGUCACAGGAUCAGUUCACUCAGUUUAAGAAGGAAUAAACUGAUAACUUAAUUUCCAAGAAGUCACUUAGAUUUAUGAAUCAUUAAAAGAGUAAACAAAAGCUGUUAGGAGAAAAUGUGUCAAACUUUCCAGCUAUUUGCUUUGGUUUACUUGCCGUGAGCAACCGUAGUAAACUUGCUAAUGGAGAACAAAUAUGUGCAAACCUGCCCAACUGGACUGAUGUCAUGUUAGGAUAGUUUACUCUGGUCUCUCUAACUGCUGUGUCUGCUCUCCUCCUCAUUCAGGUGCUCGUGAAGUCUUUGUUCGACAGGGGCUUUCUCUUCCUGCUGUCCUCAGCUCAGAUGGUCGAGUCCAAAGGUGCCAAAAAGCUUUUACUCUCCUCUUAUGAUCCGGUGUUGUGUCAGUUGAACACCUACUUGUUCUCCUCGGUGAGGGUUCAGCUUUAAAAGAAAGAGUUUGCUGUUUGUUUUUUUUUUCCAGAGCGGCGGGGGCGGGUGGAGAAGAACCUGCAAGCAUUAUUCAUCUUUCAGGAGUCAAGGAUGGUUGUCAAGUACUGUAAGUAUUAUUCACGAUCUCUCCAUCUCUUUCUUUGACCGAGCCCUUGUGGCAGCAUCUGCAUGAAGCUCCAAGCUUCAAACAAAGAUGGUGGAUAUCAUGGCGCUCUUGUUAUGGUUAUCUAUUGAUUGCUCUUUCUUUUCGAAAUCAAGAGUCUUCCAUGUUUUUACACCAUCUCCUGUCCCUAAACACUAAUAUGGACUAACUGUGAUGUACUUUCCCUUGUAGCAUCAAGACUGUUCGAGCCUGAGCCACUGACCGUGGAGCCCCAGCCUGCGAUCCUCUCCUCCGUGGAGCCCUUCAUCCCUGCGCUGCACUACGCCCUUUUCAAGUUACGCCCCAAUCCAGGGAAGGACCUCAGCACUGGAGUGGAGCGGCAGGCUACAGAAUACUUGACUCGUAUGGAUUCAGGCACGGUGCGGCCGUUCAUUCUGCCUGACUACAAAUAUAACAUAGAUGAACGGACCAUCCCAGUACCCCGACCUAAAUUUAACAUGGACGCUGUGCUGCGUACGUAUGUUCACAACCCUGCAAAUUACAUCCUGCCUCUGAACAAAGCCAAGGACAUCAUUGAGAAAAUAAGGAACCCCACGCCUGUACCCACGCCUGCUCCCGCCCCAGUGGAGUACAGCCCCGUUUCUGACUGGGGCGGCUCGGACAGGGGCUCGGACAGGGCAGAAAGACUCCCAGAGAGGCCACCCCAGGAGAGGCCACCUCCAGAGAGACCACCUCAGGAAAGGCCAGCACAGGAAAAGCCCCGAAGGUCGGGGCCGGCACACUCCAACGGGGCCCAGGUGCAGCACAAGCCCCACGUUGAGUCCCAGCCUCAGCCGCCUCAGAAGCUGCGGCUAUCACAGAAUGAGUACGAUAAAGACAAGAUGAAACAGCUGCUCAAGCUCAUCCAGCUCCAUAAAAAAGCACUUGUGAAGGAUCCUGGGAAGGAGAAGGGAGAGGACGGGGCAUGGGAUGAAAACAGUCUGAAGAGGAAGUUAGAAGGAGACGAGAGGUUGGGCUUGAACAAACGCCAACGGGCGGACGCACUGAGCAACGGGGAGCCCAGUCGAGGUGAGGAGGGCUGCUGUUUAUGUUGUAAUUUAAUUUUCUGUGUGUUGAGAAUUUCCACCUCCUGCCUCGAGAGCCAGUGUCUCCAAAGGACUGAACCUAUUCUUAGCUUCACAACACGGCUCUCUGUAACUCCACCGCAGACGAAUGAGAAAUCACUGCUUUGUAUUUGCACACAGUUUGUAAACUAAUUCACUUAAAAUCUCAGUUUUUAUCUCCACUUUUGAGCGCUGACAUAACUUUACUGUCUCCUUACAUUGCACACAAAAGUUUGAGUCCAAGGACACUAAAGUACUCCAUGCAGCCCAAGUUAAUUGUGCAUAUCUCUCUAGGUACCCAAGCAGAUGAGAUGGGCGAGGAAAGCGGACAGAACGACAAUCUAGCGGCAGUGAUGGAAAGCAUGGGCAUCUACGACACUGACCUGAGGGCUCGAGGAAAUGCCAACACCAACACCUCAGCAGUCAGCGACACCCAGCGACUCCUCAAGAUCCUCCUCGCUACUCUCAACAAAGCCGUGGCGCAGGGCUCGAUGUCCGUGCCGUCGAAUCACGGUGAACCGUCGACAGGUUUAGGGAGGGUGGAGCCUGCUUUCCCUGAACCAGACCUCAGAAAACAAAACGAGCCAGCAGCACUAACAAACUACACAGAGGUGAGAUAUUAGCAGAGAAAUCCAGAGGAGAUGACUUUAUCCCGUGUUAACAUGUACACUGACCUUACAUGCUGGUGUUUUCUCGUUUUAGGAGGACAUGGACUGUAGCCCUGGAAGUCCACUCAGUCCAGGCUCCCCACCAGAGCAAGCUCACACCUCAAACAACCCAACAUGGGUCAACCCAACCAAUGAAGGUUUGAAUCUGGUUCAUCACUCUAAUUAUUAGGGAUAGAGCUGAUCCGAUCCAGUAUCGGUAUCGGGUUCCAAUUCAAAUUAAUUCAUGGAUCAGAAAUUUCCGAUCCAACUUGCGAAAGUUUCCAAUCCAGAAGUCAUGUCUUUGCUUUAACGUUGUCUGCUGAAAUGACUGUACAAGUGAUUCUUACUUGUCAGUCUGUUAGCUGGCUGCAAACUGCGCAAUAGACUUCCUUAACAGAGGUGUGUCUCAAUGAGACAUAGAGAUGAGACACACCUCUGUUCAGGAAAUCAUAUGAACACACACUUGCCUGUAGAGAGGAGUUUAUUACAGCCUCAUAUAAAAUAAACAAUAAUGAUAAUAAUGAUGGUAAAGCUAACAGAGCUCUGCUAUUGGAAUAGUAUUGGCAGAUAUCCAAAUUCAGGAAUCAAGAUCGCAUCGGAUGUGAAAAAAUGUGGAUUGGUGCAUCCCUACUAAUUACUCUUCCAUCUCCUUUCCUUCAGAUAAAGCACAGCCUAUUCCUGAGCCAAAGCCCGAGUCUGAGCCAGAGGCUGUGACCACGGCGAACACCCUCCCGGAGCAGAAGGCGCCAGCACCUGUGGAAGUAAAAAAGGCGACUCCAGCGCCCUUGUUACCUGUACCUGCAGAGGAAGUUCCCUUCAGGCCCUCCAUCAGCUUGGACACGAUACUCAGCCAGGAAAUCCACAGUCUUACUUCGGACAUUAAGAACAUUAUGCAGACUCAUCACAUCUGCUACACGUCAAAGCAGCCGGGGAGGUUGUCCGCACGCCAAUGCUGGCUGCCCAACAGCUGCUUCUCAGACUUUGUCGUCCCCUACGUCUCCCCGGUCCCCAUUCAGGGGCAUGUCAAAGCACUGUGCGAGAAGAUGGACAAGUUGAUCCCGUCCCCACCUGCUCCCCCCAAGGUCACUUCUCCGCCUCCCUCUGUAACAACGUCUAAUCUUACAACACCACCCCCAACCCCGGCCCCGGCCCCUACUCCGACUCCAAAAGUUAAAACAGAGCCCUCCCAGUCCAAGAGCACCACCUCCACCUCCUCCUCUCAGAGUGGCAAAGCGCCCUCCGUUAAAGAGGCGCCUUCAGUGAAGAUCAAAACAGAAGCCCAGUCCACAGAGUUGGGCGGAGAGAUCUAUUCUCCCUCUCAAGUCACCACAGACUCUCCAGAGCGUAACUCCAAAAACGCGGGGGCUGCUUCUGGGAGCGGGUCCGGCCUGCUGGCUGGCAGCCUCAUCGGUCAGCUAAAGCCGGAGGUCUUCAGCAGCCUGGUGGAGAUCUUUAAGGACGUCACCAAGAACACAGUCAAGUUUUACAUCUACUCUGGAGACGAAGGCGAGGAGAGCACUGUCUGCAAGGAGAUUAAGGUACAGAAGGAGGAUCUCAUUUAAGCAGCAGUAGAAUUAACUUUCUCUAAAUUUACAAAAUGUCAGACAGUUCUUUGAAACGGUUCACUCAAAGCCCCAGGUGAUGUCUUCAUCUUUCUUAUCAUUCAAAAGCCUUCAACCUGAAAUGUUUAAUGUGCACGUCUGCGGGGGGAAACAUAUUUGAGACGCCGGGGCUGAGGAUGAAUUAAAUCAUUUAAUUACCAAAAUAUUGAAGCUCCUGCAGGGGUCACCUCUUAAUCUAAGAUUGUAGAGCAGGUGUCCAGAACACAAAGACAAAAAUCCUUUCUACAUCGGACUCGGGUCCCCAACCCUCAGCCAUCUGCUCGAUGUAAUCCCAGUCUCUGUUUCCCAGGUUUCCUCUUCAUCACCAGCUGUCCUAUCGAUAAUGGCCAACAUGUAAUUUAUAAACAGCCACUGUGAUGAGCAUUUAACGUUAUGUUGGUUUGGCAGCUAUUGCGGACUUCUCUGUGCUGAUCCUAUCUGGCACAUGUUGAAACUGUUUUUUUAAAGACAUGUUUAAGGGGCGUUUUCGCCUUUUAUUAUCUAAAGAGAGAGGAGAAGACAUGCAGCGAAGGGUCUAGAGAGUCUGAUACCGAUACCUGGGCUGAGCGUAUCGGCCGAUAUCUGAUACCGAUCCAAUACUACUGUUGAAUGAAUGAAUGAAUGAAUGAACUGUAUACCUUGCCCUGUGAGUGAAGGCAUCAGGCUUGACAUUAGCCUUGUUAAAAAAAAAAGGUAACAAAUUAACACAGAUAUAAAUUUACUUUAUAUUAUUUAUUAACAAAUUGCACAUUAGCACACAGCAAAACGAAGUAAGACUGUAUAUAUUUAGUGCAAAAAGGAUAGACAGACAUACAAUACAGAGCGAACAAAAUCGCUGUGUUGCUAUGUAUGUAUAUUACUUUAAAAAAGACUGGAUCGGCGUCUUUCAUCAGUAUCCAAUCCAGUUAAUUUGUCAACAUCGGAGCCGACUUCCAAAUAUCAGAUCAGUGCAUCCCUAAAAGGGUCGCAGCUGGGAAUCAAACCUUUGUGACAAGGUUUACAGCCUCUAUAUUUUCAGCACUUUUUUGUAUCUUUCAUCUGAGCACUUCACUUCACUCGGGGAGAAAAAGCCACAACAGCUUUCUGCAGUCGUAAACAAAAACAGGCUCUUACAAGCCGAAAACGCAGGUCUAUGGUUCGAGUGGAGUGCUACACCAGCUCCGCUCUGUCACUACAUGUCCCCAUCUCUCAGCGCUCCGCUCUUUCUGCCUCUGUCAGACAGUCAGUUCUCAUACUCGUAAGAGAGAACGACACAUUCAUCUGUCUGUCUGUAUCAAUUACGUCUCCCCCUCUGUCUGGUCCCAUAGGAGUACUUGAAAAGUCUCGGCAACCGCGAGUGCAGCCCGCAGACGUUUCUGGAAAACAGCGGCAGUUUAGAUAAGCUCCUCAUCAUCAUUCAGAACGAGGACAUCGCCGCACAUGUGCACAAGGUAGGAGCGUUUCCUGCAGACUCCUUCGCAUCAUUGUUAUACCUCAAUCUGUGCUUCAGCAGAAAUUACGGCGCAGUGGAACUAAUACGACAAGUUUCAAUUUGAAUAGUAAUAGAGGAAAUCUUGUCGCUUCUCUCCGCAGAUUCCAGCUCUGGUGUCUUUGAAGAAACUGCCGGCAGUGAGCUUUGCCGGGGUGGACACUCUGGAUGACGUCAAGAACCACACUUAUAACGAGCUGUUUGUGUCCGGUGGCUUCAUCGUGUCGGAUGAGUUCGUCCUCAACCCUGACCUUAUUACAACGGGUGAGUUUUAUUUCGCUCCUCUCUGAGAAUAUUCAUCAGCAGGACGAGUUUUCUGAGCCUGUGCUGCUCGUUUUUUCUUUUUUCGCAGAUCGUUUGCAGGGACUGCUCAAGUUCAUAGAGGAACAGAGCACUCCUGAACACCCAUGGCAGUGGAAGGUGCACUGCAAGUCCCAAAAGAAGCUUAAAGAACUUGGCAGGUCAGGAUUUUAUUUCAUCUCAUUUUCACUUUUUUUUUUUCGAAUAUGUGCGUGCAACACCAAAAGUAAACUGAAAACAAACAUAACAGGUGAGAAUUUUCAAAAUAACAACAAUAAUCAAAGCAAAAAAAUAAAACUUAAAAAAAUACGUAUAUAUAUAUAUAUAUAUAUAUAUAUAUAUAUAUAUAUAUAUAUAUAAAAAAUAAUAACAAUGCAAACCCAACAAUAAUAAUAAUAAUAGAUUUUAUUUGUAACACACUUAACAUUUGAAAACAAAUCUCAAAGUGCACAGCAAAAAACAGAAAAAAAACCCCCAAAAAACACAACAAUAACAGUAAAAUCAAGCAACAGGGCAACACAAUAAGAAGAGUCAGCAGAUAAAAUCAGAUAAAAUUAGUCCGGGUAGGCUUUCCAAAAUAGGAAGGUUUUGAGUCCCAUAAGGAGUAGGAUGAAGCAUUAUGCUUUUUUUCAAACCUACCACUUCUCCUAUACUCAAUAAUAUCAGUCAGUCUCCAGCUAAAUUAAAUUAUAUUAUCAAAAAAAUAAGAAUAAAUAAGUACAUUAAUCAUUUGUGAAAACACCCGAUAGUUAAUGCCCUUCUUCCUCCCUGUACCUGGUGAGAACCAUCUUUUUGUACCUUUUUAAACUGGGUAUUUUCUCUUUAAGGCAUGCACAAUAAUCUGAAGUGUGUUUUGACUGAUUCAUCUGUAAACGCACAUCCUUAAACUUGAUGGAUUUGUAUCUGUCGUUCUCUUUUAAGGUUGAACACCAACGCCAUGGGGCUGCUGAAUCUUCUCACGGUCUAUCAGAAAAAGCACCUUGUGGAGUUCCUCCCGUACCAUGAGUGUGACACCCAGUCGCGGCAGGCUCCAGACCUGGAGUGCCUGAUCAAGCUCCAAGCGCAGAAUAUACAGCAGCGGCACCUUAUCUUCCUCACAGGUAUUUUCACCCUCGUCACUCUGAACUGAAGCCGCAUGUUUCCAGCUUUCUAUACCGUUUGAUUGUUAAAAAUAUGAUCUUUUUUUCAUUUUUCAGAGAGACCAUUUGAGAUGUUUCUACAAUACUCCAGGAAUGGGAUAGUCAUUGGGAGCAUUGACGAUGUCAUGAGUGGUUUCCACAGCCUGAUUGGCUCAAUUAAUCAGAACGAGCUUCCAACACCGCCUUCUACUGGUGGGUAGCAUUAAUUGCAGAGCUAAAUCCCCUAAACAUGAGGGAUUUCCUGACAUUUUGCUGCAGUAUGAAAGCUGAUUUUAUUUUUUUUUGAUCUUUAGAGUUCUCUCUCCCGUUAAAGCCGCCUGUGCUUCCCCGCACAGUUUGAUGCUUUUAACGUGUCUGUAACACAUUUGUUCACAUCUGAUGAUAUCUUUUUUUUCCAUUCUCCGUCUCUACCCUCUUCUGCUCUCUCAGUAGUGAAUGAUGAGUGUGUGGAGGAGGAAGACAUGUCAUUAGACUCGGAUGAUGGUGAGCCACCCACCAUGUCAGAAGCCUCUGAGCGGAAACAGGGCAGCGAUAAAGGGAAACCUCCACAGCCGCCCCCACCUGAGAGUGACGAGUUUCGUCCUCCACUCCCAGACCAGGCCACUCCCGAUAGAACGCCCACGCUCUCUGACUACAGCGCUCUCAAAACAGCCAUCUCUCAGUUCAAAGCUUCAAACCAGAUAGGCAUCAGCUCUUCAGACCUCGGCAGCUUGUCCCCUGGAGGUUUCCCUGUGAAUCCUCAUCAGAGCUUCCUGUGCCCUUCAGCUUCGUGGUCAUCCUACACCGGUUCAUCCAGCUACGCGGCCUCCCCCGCUUAUCCUGCGUCACCCUGCAGCAGCACCCAGGACCAGGAGUAUCGCCCCGUCGCCUCCAACACAGUCCCGACGCCUCCUGUCAUGGCCACACCAGGACCUCUCGCCAACCUGGCUUCUCUUCCCUUGGAGGUCAAACCUCCCCCUCCCCCUCACCUCAUGAUGCUUGGCCACACGUACGGCUCCGACAUCGGAGGAGCUGGUACCGCUGGGAACUCUCCUCUCCCCACUUCCCUCCCCUACACAGACCAUACUGACUCACCCAAGCCCGGUUACAUGGCUGGCAGUGCUAACCAGACUCCCACGUUACAGGAAAGGACACUUAGUGGACCUGGGGAGGGAGUGUGGGGGGCAGCAGGGACCAGCACUUGUGAGACUGCUAGCAGCCAGGGUAAAGUCACAUCUGGCCCAUUGGACCCCAGUGGGCUCCUUAAGACUGGAGAAAUCCUUGGUGGCAGCACCCCUCUGAAUCAGGGGUGCAGGACUCAGGUGAACUGCACUGACAACCUUGGACCUUCUGCUGGAGUCCCCCCAAUUGCCAGCAGGGGGGGAUCAGUAAUCAGACCUAAGCUGCCUCCUCACCUCAUGGGCUAUGGUAGUAUAGGUGGCAUUCAUGGACAGAUGGAUCACGGACCUAUGAGGGGGGGUAUGGGAUUUCGAGGGAGAGGACCCCCACCUGUAGGACUUUGGCCUCGGCCAGGGCGAGGACAUGAUCGAGGGGGUGGGCCUGGAGGUGGACCCUGCUCAUGGGGUUACCCAGGUGGCAGGGGCGGGGGUCGGGAUUACUAUUCAGACUAUUCAUACCCACACAGUUACGCCCCUGAAUAG
Molecule: messenger RNA, 12603 nt
Organism: Xyrichtys novacula (pearly razorfish)
Lineage: Eukaryota; Metazoa; Chordata; Actinopteri; Labriformes; Labridae
Source: the annotation of a GenBank genome assembly